CUGGUGACGUUGGAGGGGGUGGGACUUCCGCCUCUGCCUGUGGCGGAGGUCUUUGCAGUGCGGGUCCCGCCCCCUGUCAGGCGCUGGGGCCGGAAGAUGGCGGCGGCCGCGGAGCUGAAGCUGCUAGAGAAGUCCCUAGGGCUGAGUAAGGGAAAUAAGUACAGCGCUCAGGGCGAGCGACAGAUUCCAGUUCUUCAGACAAACAGUGGCCCAAGUCUAACAGGAUUGACAACAAUAGCAACUCAUCUAGUCAAGCAAGCCAACAAGGAACAUUUGUUGGGAAACACUGCAGAAGAAAAAGCAAUGGUCCAGCAGUGGUUAGAAUACCGAGUCACUCAAGUAGACAGACACUCCAAUAAAGAAAAUAGCCAUGCUCUGUUGAAGGAUCUUAAUUCAUAUCUUGAAGAUAAAGUCUACCUUACGGGAUAUAACUUUACCUUAGCAGAUAUUCUGUUAUACUAUGGACUUCAUCGCUUUAUAGUUGAUCUGACAGUCCAAGAAAAGGAGAAAUAUCUCAAUGUGUCUCGCUGGUUUUGUCACAUUCAGCACUAUCCAGGCAUCAGGCAACAUCUGUCUAGUGUUGUCUUCAUCAAGAACAGACUGUAUUCCAACUCCCACUAGAAGUUACCGAUGCCCUGCAGUACAGAAGCGUGAUUAAAACUAUUUAAAUGGAAAGUGUAUUCUUUACACAGGACUAACAUAAAUUGAUAUGCAGUCAUUGUGUAUUUGUUGGAGCUGAUAGAAUUUUUAAAAGUGUAAACUAAUGUCUGAAUGUCUUAUUUGCUCAUUAGUUGAAGUCUUGCACUUUUUUGUGUAAAACCUUGACUGCUAUCAAAAAAAGUUGAUCAGGCUAUAAACUACCUUGUUUUUACAGGUGAAUUUAUUUUAAUAAAGGUUGCAAAUCAGUGGCUUAAUCCUAAAAUAAAUUUAGGUCAUCCUGUGAAUGGUUGACUCAUUUGGCUAUUUAACUUUUUUCAUAUUUUAAAAUUUAUUUUCCUCUCACAGAUAUUUACAGUAGUUUAUUAAAAACUGAUAAAUUAUGCCAGUGAUACAGAAAGGAAGACAGCUGUAUUUGUUUUCAGAUGUUUAUGUGAGCUAGUAAGUGUGGUUUAUUUAAAAAAAAAAGACAAAACUUUUUUGUUUGUUUCUUUCCUGUAUUCCGUAUCCAUCGGGAUGAAACUAACUGCUGACUUCCUAUGGAGGGGAGGGCAAUAAAGUACAUUCCUCUUGA
Messenger RNA from Heterocephalus glaber (naked mole-rat), 1231 nucleotides. RefSeq names its product eukaryotic translation elongation factor 1 epsilon 1 (gene Eef1e1). The record is from RefSeq and is a predicted model, not a curated record. Gene Ontology annotation, cellular component: nucleus; aminoacyl-tRNA synthetase multienzyme complex; cytoplasm. Lineage: Eukaryota; Metazoa; Chordata; Mammalia; Rodentia; Bathyergidae. Gene Ontology annotation, biological process: positive regulation of DNA damage response, signal transduction by p53 class mediator.